CCCAUAGAAAUAGUAUGGCAUCAAAAACCUCAAAACGUACCAGUAAAUCCAGCAUAACUUCUUCUUUAAAAUCAUCAUCGAGUAAAUUUAAUAGAAAAUCCAUAGGUAAUAAAAGUAUUUAUAGUACUUAUGGUGAAAGUAUAUAUGAUUAUUAUAAUUAUAGCGAUCAAGAAGGUGAUGACGAAGGUGAUAGUAAUUCCACUGCUACUAAAACCACAAAGAGACAACAGUUUGAGGCUCAACAACAUGUUGAAGUAUUAGAAAUGUCUGACGGUUCCUACGUAUGGCAAGUGGUAAAUGGUUUACGUGGUGAAGAUAUGAAAGAUCGGUACAGUUAUUAUUAUGCUGGUGCAAAUGUUGAUAGUAAUGGUAAUGAACGUACUUACUCUCAAAUAUGGCCACAAGAUUUUGGUAGAUUAAACUAUGGUCGUGACCUUGAAGAUGAUCAACUUUCCCUAUUAUCUUUUAAUGAUCAACAACGAAAUGAUAAUUUAGAUUCUUAUAUUGACGAUACUCCAAAUUCUUUUCAACCAUCUGAAUAUCAGAAACAUGGUCAAUAUUUAACUCCUAAUGUAAUACCUUCACGUAGUCCAAAUAGGAUAACUAAUGAAAAGAAUAUUAAUUCAACUGUGUCAACAAUAUCAAAUGGUGAGGAAAAUUAUAUGCCAAGGACAAGUGUGUAUUUUGCUAAAGAUGUUCCAUUACCGAAAUUAUUAGAAGAAAUGUCAAGAGGUUUUGGAGGUGUUAGUUUGGAUGGAGAAGAAAGUCAUUACGUGUAUGGUGGUGAAGUUGGUGCAGGUGGUACUGGUGUUGUUGGUGAAAUGACUGUAGAGGAAAAAUUGGAUCAGGUUAUGAGAGCUCUUGGAGUUGCUGAUUCUUAUAUUAAUGAAUAACUAUUAAUUUCAUUACAGAAAAAAUUUUCAAGGAUAAUUUGCAUACUUAAUAUUUAUAUUUUUUUGCAUUUGCUUAAAAUAGCAUAAUAGAUUUUUUUUCUUUAAAAAAAAAAUUCUUA
Rhizophagus irregularis DAOM 181602=DAOM 197198 is the source of this 1012-nucleotide messenger RNA. The record is from RefSeq and is a predicted model, not a curated record. Lineage: Eukaryota; Fungi; Glomeromycota; Glomeromycetes; Glomerales; Glomeraceae.